GCGUGAGGAGUGGGAGGAAGGUUGUGCUCUCGCGAGUACUCCGCCUUUCGGCCGUUGGCUUGUGUCCGGCCGUUUAUCUGUCCACUGAACGUCCCCUCGGACCUCUCGGAGCGGCACUCGGAGCGGGAACAGUGAACAGAAUGAGUACCUCACAGGACCAGAGUGGCUGCUCCAGUAACAGAGAACCUCUUUUGAGAUGUUGUGAUGCAAGAAGGGACUUGGAGCUUGCUAUUGGUGGAGUUCUCCGGGCUGAACAGCAAAUUAAAGAUAACUUGCGAGAGGUCAAAGCUCAGAUUCACAGCUGCAUAAGUCGUCACCUGGAAUGCCUUAGAAGCCGUGAGGUGUGGCUAUUUGAACAGGUAGAGCUCAUCUAUCAGCUUAAAGAGGAGACCCUUCAGCAGCAGGCUCAACAGCUCUACUGGUUACUGGGCCAGUUCAAUUGUCUGAUUCAUCAGCUGGAGUGUACCCAAAACAAAGAUCUAGCCAAUCAGGUCUCUGUAUGUCUGGAGAGAUUGGGCAGUUUGACCCUCAAACCUGAAGAUUCAACUGUUCUGGUCUUUGAAGCAGACACGACUGCUCUGCGUCAGGCCAUCACCACAUUUGGGUCCCUUAAAACCAUUCAAAUUCCUGAGCACCUGAUGGUUCAUGGUAGUGCAUCAAAUAUUGGGCCGUUCAUGGAGAAAAGAGGUUAUAGCCCAUUGAUAGAGCCGCAGAAGUCAGCAUCCAGCAGCAUCACUGUCCCUCUCAGUGAAUGGCUCCUUGGAAGCAAAUCUGCCAGCUGUCGUCAGGCUCCUUACAUGCCCAGCACCAACCUCCAGGACUGGCUCACACAAAAGCAGAUCCCAGAGAAUUAUCAGACUUCUGCCAGAGCCUGCAAUUUCUUCAGUAAUGCCUGGGGCAACCUAAAGGGCUUGGAAAAUUGGCUUCUCAAGAAUCACCAACAAGAAGUUCCUGAAAAAUCAAGUCACCAAAAGUGUAAUAGUUAUUCUACUACCAGUUCUUACUCUGUUGAAAUUGAAAAAGUUGAAGAUUUAGACCUUCUGGAUCAAGAUGAGAUAGACCUUUCUGACUGGCUGGUGACUCCCCAGGAAUACGAUGAUCUGGAGAAGCUUGGGAGUGGCAGCUGUGGAACUAAUGAGAAGUUUAAGUCCUUGUUCCAGGUGUUCCAGGAGUCCUAUAGUGUGAAUGAUUGGCUCAUCAAGCCUGAUUCCUGCACCAAUUGUCGGGGCAACCAGCCCAAAGGUGUGGAGAUUGAAAACCUGGGCAAUCUGAAGUGCCUGAAUGACCACCUGGAGGCCAAGAAACCCUUGUCCACUCCUGGCAUGAUUACCGAGGUUUGGCUUGUCCAGAACCAUCAGGACCCUUAUAAAGUAGAGGAAGUAUGCAAAGCCAAUGAGCCCUGUACAAGCUUUGCAGAGUGUGUGUGUGAUGAAAAUUGUGAGAAGGAAGCUCUGUGUAAAUGGCUUCUGAAGAAAGAAGGAAAGGAUAAAAAUGGGAUGCCUGUGGAACCAAAACCUGAGUAUGAGAAGUAUAAAGAUUCCCUGAAUAUGUGGCUCUGUCCUUCCAAAAAAGAGUCAAUAAAAGAAACCAAGGCAUCAAAGGCACUGACUCCAUCUAGAAUUACAGAUUCCUUCCAAGUCAUAAGGAACAGCCCCCUAUCUGGGUGGCUCACCGGACCCACAGGCAAAGAAGGACAUCCCAAGGAAGUUCCUAGUGCUGAAGCACCUAGCGUUGCCCAACAAAAUCUUAUGAGUCCUGUGGCGACUUCUUGGUGUCCUUUGAACACAGCCGACUGGGUCUUGCCAGGAAAGAAAACUGGAAAUCUCAACCAGUUAUCCUCAGGAGAAGAUAAGUGGCUACUUCGAAAGGCAGCCAAGGAGGUAUUACUUAACUCACCUCUGCAGGAGGAACGUAGCUUUCCCCCAGACCAUUAUGGUCUCCCAGCAGUGUGUGACCUCUUUGCCUGUAUGCAGCUUAAACUUGAUAAAGAAAAGUGGUUGUAUCGAACUCCUCUGCAGAUGUAAAGGAAUGGAGAACUAGUCACGCAACUUUCCUGCAAAGUAUUACACAUCCAUGAGCCAAGUGACUGCAGCUUAUCAAAUCAUUAUUUUUCUGGGUCUGACCAAUCAGUUUAGUUCCUUUUCUGCUUAAUUUUGAUCUAGUGAAAAGAAAGUCAUCAAAGUAUGAGUUACUGUGUACAAGGAAAAGGCUGUUUGUUGAUGAGGUGAAUAAGUUCCUUCUUACAGAAGUAGUAAUUCACCCUUAGCACAGAAACACAGCAAUUUACUAGAUAGGUCUUUUCCAUGGCUCCUUAGAUUGGGUUGCUAAAUGAUAUUAACUUUAUAGUUUUAAAAAUGAAAUAGUUCUGUCAGGUGUGUUCAUAUAUUCUAAAGUUAGUAAAUGUCCCUGUCCCUAACUUUUUGAUUCCCCUUCUUUAGCUGCUUCCCUUAUUGUGGGUUUUCAUCAUUAGCAAAGAAAUGCCUUUUGUUGCUGUUGUUACCAAAAUGGGUAUUAAAUCUUUGCAUUUUUUGACACAAUUACAAAACAGCAGAUUCCUAAUUCUUUUGAAAGACAUCUACUGUAAAUUCUUUUUCUCAGUGUGUUCUUUUAAAAGGGCCUUGUAUUGUUUCAAGACUAUUUUGUGGUAGUCUUAGUCACUUCAGAAGUCUUUUGAGCCUACAGGCAAAAGAGCCCUGUGCCACUCAAAGAGCAAAAGUCAAGUAGUACUUACUGGUAUUACAUAGUCUUUAAGUAUGAUGUUAGUACUUGAAAUACUAUUUUAGGGUUAUUGGUGCAUCCUGUGUAAAUGGAAGCUGAGCUUGACACCUGGUGCUUUUAACUAGGGAGUAAAUAAAAUGUCUUUUCACUGCAAGCAUACCAUAUUCUAUACCUCUAGAAGUGCAAUGCAGUGAUAUUUGGUGAACAGGCCGUUAGAAUACAUACUUGUGCCUUGGGAGUAUUUAUUGAAGCUUUACAAAAAUUUGUGUUUUCCCACUAUCCUUAGUCAUUUUUUAGUAGUUUCUCUGUAGGAGAGACAAGAUUUAAAUGUUUUAAUAUUCUGUAAGAUGGGCUAUCCUAGCUACUUCCCAGGUUUUAAAUUAGUAAGCCACAAAACUUGUCUACAUGUUAUUGAAAAGUCUUUCAAAGUCUGUGGUCAAAGCAUUUUUGAGGGAAAACUUCAUUCCCAUAUACUGCUUCAUUAGAAUUCUUUGAACCACAGCUAAAAAGAGCCUUAUUAUUUUUUAGUCUCCCCAUUUAUUUUAGAAUUUUAACAAUAAAAGUGGUGGGUAAAAUGGAAACUAGUUUUUUGUUGAUUACUAUGUGUAGUAUAUAGAGAUGUUGAAGUAUACACCUGAAACUUACACAAUGUUGUAAACCAAUGUAACCUCAAAACAAAAUAAACUUAAGGAGCCUUUCCAUUAUCUUAGUUUGCAAGAAAAUUUGUAGUUUUUUGAGGUUUAACAGUGUAUUCUUAAAUUUAUGUUAACCAACUUAUGCUAGUUAAGAUAUUCUUUUGCAUUGAUGUAUUUUCUACCUUCCUCCAUUAAAAGCCUAACAGCCAUAUAAAUUGUCAUGUGCAUUUAUAAAACUACUUUGUCACAAAAUAUACUAUAUUAUGUGUGAACCUUUAAGGAAUAUAGCUGAGAAAUAGCCUGAAUAUAUAUAGUUUUGUCAUGUAAAUAUGAAUGUAUUUUGUGAAUCUUGAGUUAGCAGAUAUAUUGCAGAUUUCCAUUCUUUUCCCCUACAAACUCUUAAUUUGUAUUGCUGAUGAAAUAUAUUG
Condylura cristata (star-nosed mole) is the source of this 3781-nucleotide messenger RNA. RefSeq names its product nuclear receptor coactivator 4 (gene NCOA4). The record is from RefSeq and is a predicted model, not a curated record. The transcript has 10 exons. NCBI's taxonomy places the organism in Eukaryota, Metazoa, Chordata, Mammalia, Eulipotyphla, Talpidae. Gene Ontology annotation, molecular function: transcription coactivator activity. Gene Ontology annotation, biological process: response to hormone; intracellular iron ion homeostasis. The coding region runs from base 141 to 2024 and encodes 627 amino acids.